Quercus lobata is the source of this 1130-nucleotide messenger RNA. Its product is annotated as phenylcoumaran benzylic ether reductase Betv6-like. Lineage: Eukaryota; Viridiplantae; Streptophyta; Magnoliopsida; Fagales; Fagaceae. The record is from RefSeq and is a predicted model, not a curated record. The transcript has 4 exons. Bases 83 to 805 code for a protein of 240 amino acids.
ACUUAGAAAUACACUAAGAUAGUCUAACUCUCUGCUUUUCUUUAACCCAUUAACCCACUAAUCAUUUUGAAAUUAUCUCUGAAUGGCUCACAAAAGCAAGAUUCUGAUAAUUGGGGGGACUGGAUACAUUGGAAAAUACAUAGUAGAGGAAAGUGCGAAAGCUGGGCACCCCACUUUUGCAUUGGUCAGAGAGAACACAGCUUCUAAUCCUGAAAAGUCUAAACUCAUUGAGAGCUUCAAGAGCUCUGGAGUGACAUUUCUCAAUGGAGACAUCUAUCAUCAUGAGAGCUUGGUGAAGGCAAUAAAGCAAGUCGAUGUAGUUAUCUCUGCUGUUGGAACACAACAGAUAGCUGAUCAGGUGAAUAAUAUUGCAGCCAUCAAAGAAGCUGGAAAUAUCAAGAGGUUCCUCCCGUCCGAGUUUGGAAGUGCUAUGGAUCGUGCCAAGGCAGUCGAUCCAAUUAAACAUCAUCUCGGGGUCAAGGCUAGCAUCCGAAGAUCCAUCGAGGCCGAAGGAAUUCCAUAUACCUACCUUCUGUCUAAUGGCUUUGCUGGGUACUUUUUGCCCAACUUCGGAAUUUCACGUACUGGUGGCACUGGCAGUUUCACAGCUCCUCCUAGGGACAAAGUAGAAAUAAUUGAGUCUCCCAGUCCUUUAAACCUCAGACUAUCCAUUAAGCACGCUACAUUUGUGAGGGGAAAUCUUACAAACUCUGAGGUUAAGACUUCUUUUGGCGUGGAGGCUUCAGAGCUUUAUCCAGAGGUGAAAUACACCACUGCAGAUGAAUACUUGGACCAGUUUGUCUAACACUUGGAACAUUCCUUGGUGGUAAUGUUUUUACUAUCUUACAAUGUACAAUAAAAAAAAAAAGGGAAAUAUAUAUUGCACACACUCACUUACACACACAGUGUAGUGUGUGAAAUAGACAUUGCUCAAAGAUAAAAUCUAUGUUGUGUAUGUGGCAUUUGUUACUUGUUAGUUAUGCCCUUGUUUGUGUCAUGUAAACCCUUGGAUUGGAUCCUUAAUUUGUAAAUUUGUUUCCUGGUGAAUAUGUUAGUCAAAUUGUGCUUCUUGUGAAGAAAAUUUUAAAAAUCCUUGUUAUGAGGUUCUUUGUUGUAAAACAUGUUAAGUA